UCGCUGCCUCCUCUUCCUCGUUUCGCGGCUCGCGCUGCUUCCUCCCUUCCCUUGCCUCCCUCACUCCUUCAGGCCUCCGGACCCGAAACGCAGCUGACGCGAAAUCAAAUCAAACCAGCUGCUGCUGCCUGCUGCAUCCACUGUCCUCAGCCAAGCCGCCGCUUCUGCCUCCUCCUCCCUCGCUGACGCCCCAAUCCAUUCCCCCCGAUCCCCAGACCGCAGCCGCUUCGAUUACGCGACCCGCCUCGCAAACCCUAGCUCCCCCGCUCUCUCCCUCUCCCAUGCACCCCAAACCCUAGCUUCCCGCCCGCCGGUCAUGCGCGCCUCCGCCUCCGCGGUCCCCAUGGAGGCCUCCGCCUCCACCCGCAGAUCCGCCGCGGGCCCCGACCCCGGCGGCGCCAAGAAGCCGCGCCUCGCGCAGCCGCCGCCGUCGCGGGACCCCAGAUCUUACGCCGCCUCCAAUGGCGCCGCCAGCGCCGCCGAGCAAGCGCUGGUCGACGAGCUGCUCGGCCAGUACCGGACCGCGCUCGGGGAGCUCACCUUCAACUCCAAGCCCAUCAUCACCAACCUCACCAUCAUCGCCGGCGAGAACCUCCAGGCCGCCAAGCCCAUCGCCGCCCUCAUCUGCGCCAACAUCCUCGAGGUUCCAAGUGACCAGAAACUACCAUCACUAUAUCUACUUGACAGUAUUGUAAAAAAUAUUGGAAAAGAUUAUGUUAAACAUUUCUCAGCAAGAUUACCAGAGGUGUUCUGCAAGGCAUAUAAACAAGUUGAUCCUUCUAUACAUCAUAGUAUGAGGCACCUUUUUGGAACAUGGAAAGGAGUGUUUCCCCUACCUCCACUCCAAAUGAUUGAGAAGGAACUUGGUUUUCAGUCAUCUGCCAAUGGAUCAUCGAGUGCUGCACCAUCAAGGACUGAUUCUCAAUCCCCGCGCCCAUCCAAUAGCAUACAUGUAAAUCCAAAAUAUUUGGAAGCGAGACAGCACCUCAAUCAACCAACUAAGGGAAUACUUGGAAGUGGUGCUAAGACAUCUGUAAUUGCUGAUACAGGCGAUGAUAUUGAGAGGGCUAACAGGCUAGGUACUGAUAGAAGUGCAGGGAGACGAUUAGAAGCUCCUGAUGCUAGACCUAACAUACAGCGCACUCAAAGGGACCCUUUUAGCAAUUCUGUUCAUGAAAAACAGGCAGGUAGAGAUGUGAGGGGCCUUGGAUUCUCCAAGAUUCCACAGCAGGCUGUUGUGGGAACUGGUCAAGUUCGCUCAAAACCCAAAGGUCAAGAUGCAAUUGGGGGGCCUUAUUAUGCCUCUGGUGUUGGGUCUUCUGGAGAACAAUUUGACAGGCGCAACAACUUUUAUGCAAGCAAGGAUGUUCGGCCAUCAGGACCUGUACGUUUGGAUAGUGCACUUCUUCCAACUCCUUCAAUUAAUGCCGAUAGAGUUGGUAGGCCUUCAUCAAAUAAAAGUUGGAAGCACUCUGAGGAAGAAGAAUAUGUUUGGGAUGAUGUACACUCUAAAGCAGCAGAAUAUGGUAGUAGCAAUAAUGUAAUAAAAGGAGAAUGGAUGUCUGAUGAUGGCAAUGCUAAAUUUGCAAGCCUCCAAAGGGCUAAAUGGGCAGAGGCAGGACCUGUGGAACGUAUAGAUCCCAACACACAUAAACUUGAUAAUCUAUCAAGAUUUGGACUUGCAGCAGGCCAAGAAAGAAGAAUUUCAGCAUACAUGGAUCAGGAAGAGUACCUUCUUGGCAAGCGUGAGGUGGAAGCAAGAAUUGAUAGGGAAAUUAGGUCUGAAGGACAACAGUUCCCACCACCUCGAGGUUCCUCUCUCUGGGUGUCCCAGGAAAAAACACUCCCAGACAUUGGGUUGGACCCUAGGAUGCCAAGGUUUUCAAAUCAGCCAGCAGAGAGGUCCACCAUUUAUACUGGCACCAUGUCAGCAAGUAUCACGUCAUCUGUACCUGUUGGGUUGUCAGGACACUAUGCUGGAAGGUCAAGCCUAGAUACUGCAAAUAGUGUGCCAAUAAGAUCAACUGAAGCUUUUGGGCAGCAGCAUAGAUAUUGGUCAUCUUCCCCUCCACAAGCUCACUCACCUUCUACUGCACCCUUUGCACGUCAGGGUUCUCCAAAUCCUGCUGAGUCUGAUUUUUAUCCUUCCAGACCACUUUCUCAAUUGGCCCAAAAUCCUCAAGAAGAAUAUAGCCAAAGAGCAUUGCCAGUACUUGCUAAAGAUUCUCAUGAACCUAGUCUACAGGCAACCCAGCAGACACAAAAGUACCCUACCUUCCAGUCAAAGUCACAUAUUAAGCCAUCUGAUCCAUUGCAGGCAAGUUUUUCGUGUGAAAAUUCUCCAUCGCUGUUCAGACCUUCCCAUCUUGGAGAAGUCUCUUUACCAAGUGAUUCCACCCCUAUAAGCUCAGAUCUGACAAGUGCUAGUAAUUUGUUGGCUGGUCUCAUAAAGAGUGGGUUCAAACCAAAUAACCAGAGUGAUGCAAAACUUGGUCCAAGUGGGUCACUUCCAGUGGCUUCUUUAUCACUUCAAAAUACUGCUGGUGAAAAUACCACUUUGCAUACACAGGCACCAGACACUUCUCGUCCACCAUUGCCACCAGGUCUGCCACCGCCUUCAUCAACACAGAGUGCAGAUAAAGCUGCGCCGCUCUCGAGUCUUCUCAGUUCCCUGGUUGCAAAGGGAUUGAUCUCUUCGCCAGCCUCUGAUUCAUCCAAUGCUGUCCUUUCACAGCCAAACAAAGCAUCAAGCAUGAAUGCUAAAGUUGUCACAGCUUCAGCUGUGCCUUUGCCGGCUCUGAAGCCUUCAGUUGGUAAGGUGUCAUCUAAUUCUGAUUCAUCUGCCCCAACAAACGCUUCGUUACCCAAAGCUAUCGAAAUUAAGAUGGGUGACCUCAUUGGCCUGGAGUUCAAGCCAGAGAAACUUCGCAAGUACCAUGAGCACGUGAUUAGCAGCCUCUUUGAUGACCAAAGCCAUCUGUGUAAAACCUGUGGUAAUAGGUUCAGGCUUGAAGAAGAACUGAGCUUGCACACAUCAAGCUGUGGGCCAAGGGAGCCUGAGACUAUCUAUACUGGUAUUGCACCUAAAAAAUGGUACCCUAGCAAGAACUUUUACAUUGAUGGAUCACAUGAAAUUGAGGACAGCACUGAGGCUUCUGAUGGAGACUUAGGUUCUACAGAAGAAGUGUGUGAGUUUAUGGUCCCUGCAGACGAGAGGCAAAGUAUCUGUGCACUAUGUGGGGAACCAUUUGAUGAUAUAUAUUCUUUUGAGAAGGGGAACUGGAUGUACAAGGAUGCAGUGUUUUUGGAUUACCCCAAGGAAGAAAGCAGCUGCGGAAACAAUGUUGAGCCUGAAGAGCAUGUGCCCAUAGUCCAUGUAAGAUGUAUGCCAAGAGGCUCAAAUGAUGGCAUGGAGGUUAACUAGAAUGAUUGUUCUUCACAGCAGCUAAGCUCUUUUGGGGCCUUGAGGUGGAUGAGCCUGAAAGCUGGGGGUGUUUGCACGGGAAAUGUGCAACUGUUGCAAUUGGGCUGAUGAGAUACAUGUAGGAUGAUUGGUGGCAGGCGUUAUCAGAAACAAAACUUUGGUGAAGAUCUGAAACCGUCCAUGGAUUUCCCUGUGCCCCUUACUAAGUGCUUGCACAAAGAAUAAAGCUCCAGAGCUUUGGCCAUGGAGUCAGAAUUGUCAAAAUCUUCAUAUUUUGGGUCACCAUCUGAUAAGGAUCUUUAUGUUGAUAGAAAAAGAGCUUGUAGGUGCAUGUCAAAAGAAUGUAUUUCUUUACGAGGAAAAAGGGGUAUUAUACCCUGCAUGUAAGUCGGACACUGCUGUUUUCUGACGAUACAUUUCUCGUCUUUUGGAGUAGGAAUUUUUGUACUUAGAAACUGAUAAUAGAACAUUAUAGAGGCAGGACUAAACAAGUUGUGGUUGAUUUGCUGUCGACCUGUCAACGUAUAUUUAUCAUUGUCAUCUA
Sorghum bicolor (sorghum) is the source of this 3968-nucleotide messenger RNA. RefSeq lists its product as uncharacterized. The record is from RefSeq and is a predicted model, not a curated record. Gene Ontology annotation, molecular function: RNA polymerase II complex binding; mRNA binding. Lineage: Eukaryota; Viridiplantae; Streptophyta; Magnoliopsida; Poales; Poaceae. The coding region runs from base 317 to 3424 and encodes 1035 amino acids. Gene Ontology annotation, cellular component: cytoplasm; mRNA cleavage factor complex. The transcript has 6 exons. Gene Ontology annotation, biological process: termination of RNA polymerase II transcription.